AUGUCACAAGUUUUUGAAACAGUUUACAACGUCCCCCUUACAUGUCAAUCGUGCGUCGAUUCGGUGAGUAAGGAGCUGUUGAAAAAUGAAGGAAUCACGAAUGUGAAAUGUGAUCUUGCCACUCAGACUGUGUCGGUGGAAGGAUCAACCCCGCCUUCUCAGAUUAUUGAGUCCAUUCAGAACACGGGACGAGACGCCAUUGUAAGAGGUACGGGGAAACCAAAUUCUGCUGCUGUGUGUAUUUUGGAAGACUUUACAAAGGAAGUAUCAGAUUUGUCAGGACAGCAGGACAGAGACGUUUACGGGCUAGCCAGGUUGAUUUCGACUAAGGUGGACGAGAUGUUUGUUGACCUGACUCUCACUGGAAUGAAACCGAAUGGGGAGUACUACGCCAGUAUAAGAAGCAGUGGAGAUCUGAGCCGUGGCCCGCUGAGCACGGGCAAGUCCAUCUUCACGUUGCCCAAGGUCUCCUGCGAUGAGACGGGCAAGUGCCAGCAGUACGUCUCGGUUCCUUUUGGAAUUGACAGCCUGAUUGGAAGAGCGGUGACCGUCAGUCCUAACAGCACUAAAGUUUUCAUGGAUUCGAUGACCGGCGUGAUUGCCCGAAGUGCCGGAGCCUGGGAGAAUGACAAGUACGUGUGUUCGUGCACAGGUAAGAACAUCUGGCAGGAGCGGGAGAAGGCCAAGGACCGUGGAAUCAACUAG
Molecule: messenger RNA, 705 nt
Organism: Pichia membranifaciens NRRL Y-2026
Lineage: Eukaryota; Fungi; Ascomycota; Pichiomycetes; Pichiales; Pichiaceae
Exons: 1
Coding region: 1-705 (234 amino acids)
Biological process (GO): superoxide metabolic process
Molecular function (GO): metal ion binding
Source: RefSeq, a predicted model, not a curated record